Crotalus tigris (Tiger rattlesnake) is the source of this 816-nucleotide messenger RNA. It is a transcript of the gene GKN2, whose product is annotated as gastrokine 2. NCBI's taxonomy places the organism in Eukaryota, Metazoa, Chordata, Lepidosauria, Squamata, Viperidae. The coding region runs from base 25 to 642 and encodes 205 amino acids. The transcript has 6 exons. The record is from RefSeq and is a predicted model, not a curated record. Gene Ontology annotation, biological process: regulation of cell population proliferation.
CCCACACCUACAGUCCAGAUAUAAAUGUUCAAUGUUUCUGGAAUUUUAUUCCACUUACAUCUCAAACUCUUUCUCUUAGCUGGAAAAAAAAUGAACAAGCUUGCAGCAACGUUCAUUUUGCUGGGAUUCUUCUGGAAUGCAGCCUUUGCUUCCUUCCAGGUUUACAGCAUCCCUAACCCGAAUGGUGAUUACAUCCAGCAGACAGUCACCAUAGACAAUGAGAAGGAAAUAGCCAACAUCCAUGUCCACGAGGGAGCCUGCUCUUCUGAUACAAUUUUUGACUAUAAGCAUGGAUACAUCGCCAUGCGGAUCUUUUCCCGAAGUGCUUGCUUCAUAAUGAAGAUGGAAAAAGGCUACAUUCCAGAAAUUAAAGAAAUUGGGCGGUUGGCUUAUGAGAAACAGAUGAUGCGUCAAAUGUUGUCAGGAAGAAACAUAUGGGUGAAAUAUGAACCUGCACAUUCUUUCUUUGGAGACAUCAAAGAGUGGUUUGUUUUUGGUAAAGCCAUUGAGCACCUCUGCAAGAAUGUACCUGUUUAUAAAGUUGAAAGAGUUGAGCAUGGUGGCGUACGUGCCAGUACUUGUGUCAAUGCUGGCAUCUUAAAUAUUUUGGGUAUUAACAUUUGUGGAAAUAACAACCGGUAGUAGCCUUGGAAUCUCUGAAGAUGUCCUGCAACAAUUUCAAUCCAACAAACAAGCUUCUUCCACCUCUGAAGAUAUUCCUAGUUGUUCAAGCACCUUAAAACUUUUGUGCUUUCCUUAAAUUUUGAGUUGCAACCCAACCUACAAAUCUCUAAUAAAGUGCAAUUUUCAACCAUC